AUAUAAUCUAGAAGAAGAAGAACAUGGCAUCUUCCGUAGUUGGAAGGUUGAGUUGUAAGCCAUGCUCAGUAAAAAGUGCUUGGAAAACGUCACUGCGAUAUGCAUCAAAUGCUUAUUACGUUUUAUUACCUGAGAUUCCACCAGACACCCCAGACACCAACCCACUGUUAAAGCACGAAAACAGGUUAUUUCCUGAGUUUUCCGAGAUCACAGCCGACCAGUGUGUAACAGGGUGUGCCAAGCUGUCAAUAGAUUUUGAAACAAAGCUCGGAAAUCACAUCGAUAAGCUAAAAGAUCAAAGCUAUGAAAAGACUUUUAAGAGUGUGUUUGAGCCCAUAGAGAAAGACAUAGCCCCACUCAGUAAUGGAUGGAGAACAGCUAAGAUUCUGAAUUAUGUUCGUCAAAAAGAUGGCUUCAGAGAUGCAUUUGUCAGGAUUCAUCCUCAGGUUUUGAGAGCGAAAAAUGAACGAUGGGUUAGCACGGACCUUUACAAUGCUGCAAAGGAAGUGGGAGCCGAUGUGGAGAAUCUGACUGAGUUCCAGCAGCGUCUGGUGGACAUGUAUCUCUUGGAGUGUCGCCUCAACGGCAUCAACCUGCAGGGCUCCGACAAGAAGAGAUUCAUCCAGACAAUGAAAGUGCUCACCAUGGAAAAGUUCAACUUCCGGAACCGAGUGAUUUUGUGUCAGAAACCGUUUACUCAUAUCGUCUUCGACUUCAGCAAGAUUCAGACUAUGCCCAAGUCAGUUCUUGCUGCCAUCAGCAGUGAUCCCUUCAAUAUUACUCGUGGACCGUGGACAGUGAAUCUGCAGCACAGUGUGUACCAUGCAUUUCUCAACCACUGCACUGACCGGCCGGAGCGAUGGACUGUGUGGAACGCAUACAACAACCGCGCGGCGGUGAUCCACGCUCCACAGCAUCUCACCAACCACAAGGUCAUUGAAGAUAUCAGAACUUACAGGAGAGAUCUAGCAAAACUACUUGGAUUUGAAAACUUUGCCGAAAUGUCCAUGGAAACGAGAAUGGCGGGAUCAGUGAAGAAUGUGCUAAACAUGAUAGAAACCUUCAAGGGCAAGUUCAAGCCUCUGGCUGAAGAGGAGAUAGCUGAUUUAGCAUAUUUUGCUGAGUCAAACGGUUUUCAGAAUGAACUGCAGAUGUGGGACGUCUCGUACUGGAGAAGAAGACAAGAGGAACACCUGUUCAAACUGGACGACACUGAAAUUGCACAGUACUUUCCACUGGACAGAGUUCUGCCUGGAUUGUUCAGUCUUUGUUCAAAGCUGUUUGGCAUCACCUUCAAGGAAUGUACUUCUGAAGUUGAUGUUUGGCAUGAAGAUGUAAAGUUCUACAAUGUUCAUGAUGAGAAUGGAGAUUACUUGAGCUCAUUCUUCUUCGAUUCCACUGCCAGACCUAUGGAGAAGUUCAGUGGGUCUUGGAUGGAAAUGGCAAGAGAAAGAAGCGAUCUGUCUGGUACCAAUCCGUAUUCUUGCCUCAUUAUGAAUCUCACACCCCCUCGUUUGAAGAAUGGACCAAUCUUGAUGGAGUUUAGUGAUGUUGAAAGGUUAUUUCUGGAGUUUGGCCAUGGACUGCAGCAGAUGCUGACCAAAGUUCCAUACAGUGAGCUGGCCGGCCAGCGCAACAUCGAGUGGGAUGCCAUACAUGUGUGUGCAAAGUUCCUCCAGCUGUGGUUGUACGUUCCCAAUGUUCUUCAGAGUGUUAGCGGACAUUUUGAGACGGGAGAGACUCUGCCGGUAGACAUGAUGGAUCGUCUGCUGAAAGCUAAAAAGCACAUGGCUGGUUUCGACAUGAUGAGGAUGCUAUAUUACAGUGCUUAUGACAUGGAAGUGCACAUAAGUAAAAACCACUGGAAUCCGCUGAUGCAACAGACGUGGGACAAGUUCAUGCCAGUGCCACUCAAUGAGGAAGACAAUCACCCGUGCUCGUUGAUGGAGAUUUUCAGCGACAUGCAGGCGGCCUCACUGUACGGACACAAGUGGUCAGAGAUGAUUGCUGCUGACCUGUUUGCUACGUUUGAAGAAGUUGGGCUUGACAAUGAGGAAAAGAUCAAAGCACUUGGAAGACGUUUCCGAGAUACAUAUCUUUCUCUGGGAGGAGGUGUUUCCGCAAGCGAAGUGUUUCGCCGAUUCCGUGGUCGGGAUCCCUCACUAGACGCACUACAGACCUACUACGGAGUGAGAUGAACCAAGCACAGGCACGCGACCUGUUGUGAUAUACAUUGCAGCCACUAACACAUUGUUCACAAAACCGUGUAUUCAGAUCUGUAACUGUGGAAUAUUAGGUUUCUACACAAGUGUGAGGGAAACAUCCCAUAACAUGAUAGUUUUUGAUGAAAACAAGGAGUGCUUUUUUUAUUUUGUGACAGCAAACAAAUUGUAUUUAUGUAUUUCUGGUUUAGACAUACGAAGGUGCUGAACAACCUCCAUAUUUGUAAUGUUUGUUUUCAGUAUUGUUUGUGCUAAUAGCUGUUAGGUUACUUAGUGACCUUGACAGCUGUUCUUUCUUAGUGUUGCAUGAUGGAAUCGUUAGGAUCCAUUCACAUUUUAUAUUAACUUCACAACCAUAAAGACUAUACAACAUUUAUAAUCGUAUUUACUAAAGAAGAAAUCUGAAACAUUUAAUAUAACUGGGAGAUUUUAUUAUUUAAAAAUAACUUAUCAUUAUGCACUAUUUAGAAAGUACCCAUGACAUCCUUCUGGCUCCAUAUUUAUAGUUCAUAGAAGUGAAAAUUAACAGACAUUUGUAUGAACCCAUAGUACAAUCGAUAUACAUUUUGUGGACACUUAAAAACAAAACAUAUUUUAAUGAAACAUGAUGACUGGGUGAUGUACAGUGUGAUUCUGUGAUAUGGAAUUACACACACACUAGGUUUAUUACACCCGCAAUCAGUCAUAAUGGGGAAAGUAUUUUUCAUAUUUUCUCCCAGAAAAAUCACUCGAUGUUGUCACGUAUCAUGUUAUUAAACAAUUUAAUGCUUACCGGUGACUUUAUCUGGACUAAAUAUGAUGUCAGCAGUGUUUGGUAAAGAUUUAAAAUGUCAUUUUAAUUAAACAGCAUUUGAACUGUUCAUUUCCAAAAGUGUUUGGUAAAGAUUUAAAAUGUCAUUGUAAUUAAACAGCAUUUUAAAUGUUCAUUUCCAAAAUGUGAUACAUGUAUAUCACUAGGUAAUUUUGAGAAAAACUUGAUUUUGCUUUAGCACGACAUAGCAAUAUCAUAUGAAGUACAGUUUUAACCUGUUGAGUUGGAAUAGAUCAUAUUUUGUUGUAAAAUGUAUUGUCGUAUUGUUAAGUUGUACUAAUAUCAGUAUACCUUUGUUUAAACUCUAAAAUCUCGAAACUGGUUGGAUAUCGCAUUUUGGAAAUUAACACAAUUCUGUGUUAAUCUUUUAAACUCCAUAAUUAAACAGACAGUGGGUUUUUAAGAACUUUUUGUGUAAGGGAACAAAACAAAAAGGUAUAUCAACACUGAGAAUAGUGAGGAGAAUAGUUGACCUAAUUUGUAUGGAAACUCAAGUUCAAGAUGUUUGUUUUUUAAUUAGCUGGAAUAAUAAAUGGUGUAAUAAACAAGCUUAGGCCCCUUGUAACACAAUUUUAUUCUCAUUUAAACUGGAUACCAAGUGCUAAUCUAUUUAUUUUCAUCUGUGUAAAUACCAGUAAUAUAUCACAGUAUAUUAUUAAAUUUUCUUACUUCUAGCUUCAUUGAGACAAUGCCUGUAGAAUCAAUAUUCUCAGAAAUUUCUAAAGGUUGUUUUUUUGCCUGUUCCACUUAUUGCUACAGGACUGAAUAUUAAUAAUAUUGUAAAUCAUGAACAUUUUUGCAAGCCAUCAAAUUAAUGUGGAGGUUUCUAGAGGUGUUUAAUUUGUUGUUAUCUGAAAUUGCAUAAAUAUCAUGAUGCAAUAAAUGCUUUGUAUAUAUGUAACGUGUCUGAUCCUAAAAUGUUUUCCUUUGUGAAGUGUGAUUGUAUGGUAAAUAUGGAUUAAACCAUUUGUAUAAUAGGAA
Molecule: messenger RNA, 4014 nt
Organism: Gigantopelta aegis
Lineage: Eukaryota; Metazoa; Mollusca; Gastropoda; Neomphalida; Peltospiridae
Product: probable cytosolic oligopeptidase A
Exons: 18
Coding region: 24-2198 (724 amino acids)
Biological process (GO): peptide metabolic process; proteolysis
Molecular function (GO): metalloendopeptidase activity
Source: RefSeq, a predicted model, not a curated record